AUGCUCUACGAACUAAUUGCAAUUGUCCGACCGGGCAGCCUCUCAGAGGUGAAGGAAAUCGCCCAAACCGUCGGCUCUCUCGUCCUCAAGAACGGCGGCGUCGUCCGAGGUCUCGCCAAUUGGGGCGUCUUCUCGCUGCCCAAGCCCAUCUCAGUGCAUCAGAUGAAGCACACCCACGGUCACUACUUCGUCAUGCGAUACGAUGCCGCCUCAAAGGUCCACCAAGAUGUUCGAAACACACUUCGCCUCGAACCUCGUAUGAUUCGUGCCGCCCAUGUCAAGCUCGGAGAUGGAAAGCUCGAGACACUCGCCAGAUUUGGUCCACCCAAGUGGAAGACAACGGGAAGCGAGGCGUAA
Molecule: messenger RNA, 357 nt
Organism: Fusarium sp. VM40
Lineage: Eukaryota; Fungi; Ascomycota; Sordariomycetes; Hypocreales; Nectriaceae
Source: the annotation of a GenBank genome assembly